Molecule: messenger RNA, 8124 nt
Organism: Chionomys nivalis (European snow vole)
Lineage: Eukaryota; Metazoa; Chordata; Mammalia; Rodentia; Cricetidae
Product: leucine-rich repeat-containing protein 37A3-like
Exons: 14
Coding region: 1-8124 (2707 amino acids)
Molecular function (GO): protein binding
Source: RefSeq, a predicted model, not a curated record
AUGUCUUUACUGCACUUUGGUGCACUAAGGCUUUUCUUCAUAUGGCAACUGGUCCUGGCUUUUCCCAUUCCAGAGUUCAUUGGGAACCCACGCCAGUUGACUUCAGAGCCCUGGGUGCUAACCAAACUCUGGUCUUGGCUCCCCUCUGAUCAUCCACCUAAAUCCCCACAUACUCGAGCACCCAAGACAGACAAAGGGGGCACUGAGUAUCUGGGGCCCCCUGCUCCCAAGGAGAUAUUGGCCCCACUUGAGGAGUUGACUGACAGUUUACUUCUAUUCCAGGACCCCAGCACUUCUCGGGAGUCGAACCCAGAGCCUGCGGAACUUGGCACUGAGUAUCUGAAUGAUGAACCUUCAAUCCAAAAAGAAGACCCAGCUUACCAUCAGCUUCCUUCUGAGGAACCAUCAGUUCAUCCUGAAAUACGUGGUCCACUUCCAAAUAGAAUUGAAGCUCAGCACUCAAACCUGCCAAAUGUGACAGUGAAUCCUGUGGCUUCAGAGGCAGAUAAGGAGGUACAAGCUACUCUGGGCCGGCAACAGACCCUAGCCCUGUUUCCAGAGAGUUCUGAAUUGUUGGAACCUUCAUCAACCCAACAAGAGGCCGCAGCUCAGAUUUUAGAGCUUCCUGAAAAUCUUGGAAAUUCUGGUAGCCAGCUAAAAGCUCCAGCUCUGCCUACAAAGCUUCCCGAAGAAACCAGUCCUCUAGUUGAGCAAGAGGGUACAGUUCCAGUUCCAGAAUCCUCUAUGCAGAGUAUAGCUAACCACAAUUCAAAACUUCAAUUUCUCCAUUAUACUUCGCCCAUGAUUACAGGUAAGCCUGCAGAUAUGGAACCUAAAAUAACUGCUGAACCUAGAACAGAGAAUGAGUCAUCUCCAUAUGAGGAGGAGACUCCAUCUCAGACUCCCGGUCCUCCUGUUGAAACUGAACAUUUCGUCAGCCAGCAGCAGCAGCCAACUGAACCUUCUGAGUAUUCUGAGGAGGCUGAAUCUUCUGGAGUUGAUUUGGAACCUCCAGUUCAGCCUCAAGAGGAAGCAGAGGAGUUAGGACCUUUACCAAUACAGCAGGAAGAUUUAUCUCAACAUCCAGGUCCUCUUCUGGAGGAUGACUCUAAUCUCAGUGAACUAGAGCAGCCAGGUCCACUUUCUGAGUCUCCUGAGGAGGUAGAAUUGGGUUCUGGAAACCAGCCAGAAGUCUCAGUUCAACCUGCAGAGCUCCCUCCAGUUGAACAUGAGGCUCCACUUCAAACUCCAGAGUCCCCUAUUGAGAAUGUGGUUGAAACUCCACCAAUUCACAAAGUCCAGCCAGAUCCAAAUGAAGAGCACCAUUAUUACUUACCACAUGUUACAGUUAGACCCGUGGAUGUGGCACUUACCAUAACUUCAGAACCUACCAAGGAGACGGAAUCUUCUCUGACCCAGCAGGCAUCCCCAGUGCAUCCUUUGGAGUAUACUGAGCAGAUGGAACCCUUUCUCCAUGAGGAGAAGCCUCCAGCUCAGGCUUCUGGGCCUUCUGGAGAGAGUCAAUUUCAAAGCCAGCUGGAGGUACCAGCUCAAGCCUUAGAGUAUGCUGAAGAGUUUAAACCUUCUGCAACUGAGCAGGAACAAGCAGCUCAGUCUCCAGAGCAUCAGGAAGCGACAGAUUUGCCUCCAGGUCACUAUCAAGCUCAGCUUUCUAGCCUGUCUUAUGUGACUGGUCAACCUCCAGAUCUGGAGAUUACAGUAACAGAGAAUCCUCUAGCUGCGAUGGGAACUGUGUACCAUGAGGCUACAGCAUCUGAAGAGGUUGAACUGUCAAAACAACAGGGUGUUUUAUAUCAGCCCCCAGAACCUAUUCUGCAUCAUAAACCUCUAAGCCAGCAAGAAGACACAACUGGAAUAUCACAGAUCUCUGAAGAAGGAAAACCCUUUCCAGCACAGCAGGAGACUUCAGAACAGAUGCUAGAGCUGCCCGAUGAAGAACUUCCAGGUUACCAUGAGGUAACAGUUUCAUCCCUGGAUCUAGAGGCAACAUUCAGAACUGAACUUCCAAAGUCAUAUAAAACCACUGUUAAACAUGUGGACCUAGAACUUACCAUAACUCCAGAACCUUCUCUGAAGGAUGGAUCAGUUCCAUUUCCACAAGAAGACUUACGUCAGCCUAUAGACUCCACUGAGAAAGACCUAGAACUCCCCCUAACUUCAGAGCCUUCCAGAGAGCCUCAGCAUCCUACAGUUCCACAGCACCCUCAGCAUCCAAACACAACUGAAGCCACAGUUCAGGGUUUGGAUCUGGAACUCACCAUAACUCAUAAAACUUCUGCUGAGGGAGAACAUUCUCAAACUAUUCCAGAGACCACAAGUCUAAUUACAGAACCACCUAAGGAGGUUGUAGCUCAAGAGCAGGAAUAUCAAGAGGCGACAGUUCCAACAGAAACUGAGCAUCAAGUAGGUCCUUCAUCUCAGCCUUUGGAUCUGGAACUCACCAUAACUUCAGAGCCCACCAGAGAGCCUCAGCAUCCUACAGUCCCACAGCACCCUCAGCAUCCAAACCCUUCUGAAGCCACAGUUCAGCCUUUGGAACUGGAACUCACCAUAACUCAUAAAACUACUGCUGAGGGAGAACAUUCUCAAACUAUUCCAGAGACCACAAGUCUAAUUACAGAACCACCUAAGGAGGUUGUAGCUCAAGAGCAGGAAUAUCAAGAGGCGACAGUUCCAACAGAAACUGAGCAUCAAGUGGUUCCUUCAUCUCAACCUUUGGAUCUGGAACUCACCAUAACUUCAGAGCCCACCAGAGAGCCUCAGCAUCCUACAGUCCCACAGCACCCUCAGCAUCCAAACCCUUCUGAAGCCACAGUUCAGCCUUUGGAACUGGAACUCACCAUAACUCAUAAAACUACUGCUGAGGGAGAACAUUCUCAAACUAUUCCAGAGACCACAAGUCUAAUUACAGAACCACCUAAGGAGGUUGUAGCUCAAGAGCAGGAAUAUCAAGAGGCGACAGUUCCAACAGAAACUGAGCAUCAAGUAGGUCCUUCAUCUCAGCCUUUGGAUCUGGAACUCACCAUAACUUCAGAGCCCACCAGAGAGCCUCAGCAUCCUACAGUCCCACAGCACCCUCAGCAUCCAAACCCUUCUGAAGCCACAGUUCAGCCUUUGGAACUGGAACUCACCAUAACUCAUAAAACUACUGCUGAGGGAGAACAUUCUCAAACUAUUCCAGAGACCACAAGUCUAAUUACAGAACCACCUAAGGUGGUUGUAGCUCAAGAGCAGGAAUAUCAAGAGGCGACAGUUCCAACAGAAACUGAGCAUCAAGUAGGUCCUUCAUCUCAACCUUUGGAUCUGGAACUCACCAUAACUUCAGAGCCCACCAGAGAGCCUCAGCAUCCUACAGUCCCACAGCACCCUCAGCAUCCAAACCCUUCUGAAGCCACAGUUCAGCCUUUGGAACUGGAACUCACCAUAACUCAUAAAACUACUGCUGAGGGAGAACAUUCUCAAACUAUUCCAGAGACCACAAGUCCAAUUACCGAACCACCUCCAGCCCCAGUAUAUCAGGAGAUGAAAGUUCCAACACCAGGUCAGGAUCAAAUUGAGUAUCCAACAACACAUGUUGUAUCAUUUCAGCCUUUGGAUCUGGAACUCACCAUAACGUCAGAGCCUACAAGAGAGGCUAAACAUCCUACAACUCCAAAGCACCCUCUGGUGAUAUAUCCAGAAAGUAUUCACUUUCAACAUCCAAACCCAACUGAAGCCACAGCUGAACCUUUGGAUUUGGAACUUACCAUAGCUCCACAGCUUACUACUGAGGGAGAAUUUUCUCAGAGCAUUCAAGAGACCACAACCCAGAUUACAGAACCACCUAAAGAGGCUGUAGCUCUAGCCCCAGUAUAUCAGGAGGUGACUGUUCCAAUACCAACUGAGGAUCAAGCUGUUGUAUCAUUUAGGCCUUUGGAUCUAGAACUCACCGAAAGUUCAGAGCCUACUAGAGAGCCUCACCAUCCUACAACUCCAAGGGAGACUACAGUUCCUCCUCCAGAGUACCCUCUGGUGAUAUAUCCAGAGCCUGUUCACAGUAAGCACACAACUCAGAUACCUGAAGUCACCGUUCAGCAUUUGAAUCUAGAACUUACUGUAACUUAUCAACCUAUUAAUGAGGGAGAGCUUUCACAAAGUAUGCACGAGAGCACAACUCAGAUUACAGCACCACCUAAAGAGGGUGUAGUUCAAGAGGUGACAGUUCCAAUACCAAUUCAGAGUCAAGCUGAGAAUCCAGCACCACCCAGGAUCUCAUCUCAGCCUUCUCAGCCUCCUACAGGAACUCACUUUCGUCCAACUCCACAGGAGACUAGUGUUCAUCGUUCAGAUCACAGUGUGAUCCUGAACCCAGAAGUUUUCGUUCCUCGUACUAGAACUCCAACUAAAACCGUAGUUAACCUUGAUCAUAACUCAUCUACUCUAGAAAACAGUCCUGAAAAUUUGCAGAGGACCACUGCUGAAGUUAGAAAACCACCUAAUGAGUUUGUCGUUCAAACUCGAGGAUAUGAGGAGGGCAUGGUUCAAGGUCUAAUUCAGAGUAAAGCUGAGUAUCUAACAAAACCAUAUCAUCCCUUAGACAUGGAACUCACUGUAACUGCAGAGCCUACUACAGAGGGUCCUCAUCCCACAGCUCUCAGUGAGACUACAGAUCGUCCAGUGCAUUCUCAAGUGACACCUCUAGAACAGGUUCACAUUCAGCCUCCAAACACAACUGAAAUCACGGUUCAUCCUCCAGAUUUGGAAGUUACCAUAACUCAUCAACCUACUACUGAGGGAGGACUCUUUGAACCUGUGCAAAAGACCUCUCAGCCUCCACAGCCGCAUGAGGGGCUUGUUACCAAAGCUCCAGGGUUCCAUGAUAGUAAAGCUGCAAUGCCAAGUUAUCAAACUCAGCAUACAGUGUCACCUGAGGUCCAAGUUUACCAUCUUGAUGUGGAGCAUGCUUUAACUGAGCUAUCUAAGAUAGAGAGUGAACCUUUGGAAGCCCCAGGGAAUAUUACUACCCUUCCUCUAAAUAACCCUGAAGAGGUACUCCCACUUGAUGAGAAGAUUCAGGUUCAAAAUUCAAACCUAACUCAAGUCACAGCUCAGUAUUUACACUCAGAAUUUUCAAUAACUCGACAACCUAAUACAAUGGUUAAAGGUUCUGCCCCUAUGAAGGACUCCCCAGCUCACACUUCUGAGAUACCUAUGGAGACCGAGGCUCAGUUUCUAGAACAUUAUGAGACAGCAGCUCUAACUUUAGUUCAUGUUGAAGCUCAGCGUUCAGAUUCAUCAACUAUAGAGACUAAACCUGAAGUCCUAGAGACUGCAGCUGCUUCUACAGAGGCUGCACAGUAUGGAGUCUCAACAACUACAGCUGCUUCUCCAGAAGCUGCACAUUCUACAGUCCCAACAACUACAGCUCCUACUCCAAAGUACCCUGAAAUUACACUUCCACCUACAGAUCAGUUUUCAAAAAUGGAACUUACCAUAACUCCAUAUUCUGAAAAUUCCACUACAGAAAAAGAUUUAACUAUGGAACAAAAUGCCUACUUGUACAUCAACCUAUGUGAGUUCUGCUUGUGUGAAAAUGAGACACUGCUGUGUGUUCAUCUCAGCCCAGAGCGGAGACUCCACCAAGUGCCUGUGCCAAAGCCCGACUCCUACAACGACACUUUUACUAACUUGAAUUUCCAAGGAAAUGAUAUUUCUUACAUUGACAAAAAUGUAUGGAGAGCAUACCGUUGGGCUGAGAAACUAAACCUUGGUGAAAAUCACCUGACUGAAUUACAUAAGGAUUCAUUUGAAGGCCUGCUAUCCCUCCAGAUUUUGGAUUUAUCCUGCAAUAAAAUACGCUAUAUUGAAAGAGGGACAUUUGAAUCAUUACCUUUUCUGAAGUAUAUGAACCUUCGGUGCAAUUUACUCACUGAACUGAGCUAUGGAACAUUUCAAGCAUGGCAUGGAAUGCAGUUUUUACAGAAAUUAAUUCUCAGCCGUAAUCCUCUCACAAUUGUUGAAGAUCCCUACUUUUUUAAAUUGCCAGCAUUAAAAUAUCUAGACCUGGGGACAACACAAGUACAGCUGACAACGCUUGGGAACAUUCUCAUGAUGACCCUGCAACUGGAACAGCUAAUCUUACCUAGACAUAUGGCCUGCUGCCUCUGCAAAUAUAAAACUGAUAUUGAGGUUGUCUGCAAGACAGUCAAACUGCAUUGCCAUACUGGAUGUCUGACAAACACCACACAUUGUCUUGAAGACGCAUCUAUAGGGAACCCAGAAGGAGCAUUCAUGAAGCUGUUGCAGACCCGGAAGGAGAAUAACAGCACUGAACUCAUUAUUGAAUCAGAGACAGGCUAUUCAGACCAAGAAAAUGCCAAGUACUCCAGUUCCAUGGAAGAAGAGAUCGACUUUAAUGAUGAAAAUGAUGUUAUGAGUGCCCUGAAUUACAUACUGCCAUAUUUCUCUGAGGGAAAUCUGGAAGAUGUAGUAUCAACAAUGUUACCAUACAUUAAACUGCUGUUUUCUCAAGACCAAGAUUCAGAGAGUUCCUUGGGAUCUUUGCAGAAUGAUACACAAAGUCUUCUUCCUACAAAUGAAUCUGAAUCUGAUAACUUCACUAACAAAAAUAAAUUGAAUAAACUUUAUUUUCUAGAAAAGUUAUUAAAUGAAGAAAUUGAUGAGGUUAAAAAGGAAGAGCAAACUAUACUACAUAAGGAGAAGUCUAAUAAUUCAGGUAAAAAAUUUAAGCGAAAAAUAUUUCAAAAGAAAUGGGCACCUGCCCAGGCAGAGGAAAACAGUCUCGCAGAGAUUGAGAAGGCAGAGAAAAGACUCCGCAGCCUGAACAGAGUGCUCAAGAGGAUAGGAAGCAUACAGAAAAGGCACUUUAAGGGAGUGAGUGACAAGAGCCUGUGGAAUAAGCAGAGUGUCCAGACACCUGUGGAGAGUAUUGCCAAAGACGGGCAGCUCAGGAGCCCACCCACAGCAGAGUUGCAGCAGCUCGGUCUGGUUCAGAAGCCCAGGACGUUAGUGAGAAAUUCCUUCCACCCAGAGCCCUUGCUCCCAAAGGAGCAUGGGGAGGCAGUGUCUUCUUCCCCAGAACAGUUGCUGGUGGACAAGACUCCCACUACAAAAUCGCUGCCUGAGUUCAUAGACAGACGAAAAGACUUGUCUUACACCAUUUUCAUUUUAGAAAGUGCAAACGCCAAUGUGAAAAGAACAAAGGGGUCUAGCCCUAGUUUACUGUCUGAAAAGAGACACAGAAACCUUAGGAAGAAAAACUAUCAUUUCCGGUUGAUUGCAAAGAGUCCAGCAUCCUCUGCAGUGAGGAGCCUGGUAAAUUCCCCUGCAGGAGGGGUCUUUUCAUCUUUAGGAGACCUGAGUUAUGCAGAAAAGCCUUUUGCACAAUUAGAUGCUGCCUUAGAACCUCCUUCCAAAAAAUCUCUGGCUGCAUCUGAUAUUGAUAAUAUUGAAGAACACAUCUUUGAACCAACCAUCACUAUGCCUGAAGAAGCUGCAUCAGAAAAUAUACCCUCUGAAAAUCCUGCUGUACAGUCUAAUGUGCCUGCAUCUGAUUUAAUUACAACUUUUCAGCAAGCCAGCAAGCCACAGUUAGACUUCAUCUUGGGGCCUGACUCCCAUGGAUUUUCAUACUCUCUGAUGUCACCAGGUGAACGCUUUGAAUCUCAGCUAAACCAGCAGCUGCGGCCCCUCAUCCCCAACAACAACGUGAGAAGGCUUAUUUCUCACGUUAUCAGGACUUUGAAGAUGGACUGCUCUGAUCCCAGUGUGCAACUGUCCUGUGCCAAGCUCAUCUCCAGAACCGGCCUCCUGAUGAAGCUUCUCAGUGAGCAACAAGAAUUCAAGUUGUCCAGGGCCGACUGGGAUACAGACCAGUGGAAAACUGACAACUACAUCAAUGAGAGCCCAGAAACCAAAGGUGGACAGAAGGGUCUGGAACCAAGUCAGCACACAAAAGAAGUUCCGGGAUACGGCUACAACAACAAAGUCAUCUUGGCAAUAUCUGUAACUGUAGUAGUGACAGUGUUGAUUAUCAUUUUCUGUCUCGUUGAGGUUUAUUCCCACAGAACAAAAGAGGAAGAUGAAGAAAAGUCCAUAGGGUAA